AUGGCGCCGCCCCUCCCCGUCGGCGAAGACCGCUGGGUGGACUACGUCGCCGAGCAUAGCCGCCAGGCGAAUGACCUUGAAAAACACGUUCACGUUGUCGAGCUCUUUAAGCUCGCCGUCGAUGCCGAACCCAGCAGUCUCAAAAUCUGGCGCGCCUAUUGCGAUCACUUUUGCCUCUGGCAACAAGGCUAUGAAGCUAUUCAGUACCGCAUCAGCGACAGCCACGAGCUGUGGGAUCGCUGGAUCUCUCUCGAGCGCGGCCUACUCGACCGCACGAGGACAGCUGAGGGUGUUAGACGUAUCACCCACCUCUACUCCGACCGUCUGCAAAUACCCCACGUCACACGCGACCAGACUGCGCAGGACUUUUCCACCUUCCUCUCCACAUAUAACAAAUCCGCCUGGGAGGACACGAUGCAGGCUGUCACGGCCAAGUCUCAAGAAGCCAAGCAACUCGUCGAAGAUCGCGAAAUCUUCGAGUCCAAGCUACGCAAGGCCGCCCGCGACGGUGCCGAUGAGGAGUACAAGACCCUGUUGAAGGAGUAUCUAGACUGGGAGAUUUCGCAGAGCAAGAGGAGCAGCAAGACCAUGGAGACGACGGGCGACCUGUGUCGCGGUCUUUACUCACGCGCUUUGACUGGCGUCUUUGCGUUCGAUGAAUACGUAUGGAUGGAGUACAUUCGGUUCCUCUCAACCUCGGGGACCUUUGCGCAAUCCCCAUACGCCAUGCUAGACGUCAUUCGCCGCGCUGUCGAUCAUUGUCCGUGGUCGGGGGCGCUGUGGUCUCGUUACAUCCUUAGCGCCGAGGAGGCCAGGCUUCCUUUCCAUGACAUUGAACAGAUCAAGCACAAGGCUACGAGCCACCCCGACCUCUACAAGAAUGGGAUGACCGCUCUCCUCGACAUGUACGCUGGCUGGUGUGGCUUCCUGAAGCGCACUGCCAUGGAUCUAAACGCUUCCGACGAGGCCGUCGACAUUGCCGACAUGGGCCUGCAGGCUGCCAUCGAGUUUGUCGACCAAGCCAAGAAUCGCUACGGAGAUGAGUACCGCGGCGAUCCCGCCUUCCGCCUCGAACGCAUUUACAUCCAGUAUCUCACAGAAAAGAAACGUUCGCCAGAUGACGCGAGGACGCAUCGGCACAAGCUUGCGGAAAAGUCGCUCUACGCAGAUAGCUACGACUUUUGGCUCAACUACUAUCUAUGGGAGAUGAUGGUGUUCGCCUCUAAUGGAAAGGACCGCAGCCCAACGCCUUCUACCGCUGCCGUGGGCCUACGGGUCCCUUCUGUAGCCACAGCUGUACUGGGUCGCGCGUUCAAGCGUAAGACGCUGGACUGGUCCGAAAGCUAUAUGGAUGUUUACCUCCAGCACUGCAACGACUAUAAACUUCCCAGCACCGUGAGAGACGCGACCGACAGCGUGACUGAGCUUCGAAAAGAAACCGCCCGACGUCGUGAGCUCGAGGCUGCUCAGGCGGCAGAGCUCUAUGCCGCCCAGCUCCAGCAACAACAGGCAGCGCAUGCGGCAGAGGAAGCGGAUCAGCAGUCACCCUCGGGCUCCCAAGCGGAAGCGCGGAGACGAGCAGGCAGACGAGGAAGAGCUUCUGGGGACCGCGAAAACACAUCUGUCCUUGUCACCAACAUCCCAGCCAGCGUCACGCAGACCAAGAUCCGGCAAUACUUCAAAGACUACGGACACAUCAACAGCUUGCAGACUGUCGCCGACAAGGAUGGCGAGUCACAAGUUGUCGUGAUUGAAUUCAGGUCACCCGAAGAGGCUCAGUCGGCGCUGCUGCGCGAUGGAAAGUACUUUGGCGAGGCUCAGAUUGGAGUCGAGCCCGGCACCGACCUGACCGUCUUUGUCACCAAUUAUCCUCCGACGGCGGGCCCCGAUUACCUACGCAACCUGUUUAAAGACUGUGGCGACAUAAUCAGCGUCCGCAUGCCCAGCCUGAAGGGCAAUGUGCGUAGGCGCUUCAGCUAUGUUACCUUCAGGACGCGGGAGGCCUCGACAAAAGCCACGCAGAAACACGGCAAGCUCUUGGACGGCGAGUAUAAACUUACAGCCAUGUUCUCUGAUCCGUCUCGUGCCAAAAAGCGCGACGGAGCAGUGGACGAGGGUCGCGAGCUUCACGUUACCAAUCUGGAUACAGUUGUCACCGAAGACGAACUCAAAGAGGUCUUCUCCAAGAUCGGCCCCGUUCAACGGGUGAGCAUACCGCGCAACAAGGGAGGCAAAGGUUACGGCACUGCCUAUAUCGAGCUCGCGUCCAAGGAGCAGGCCAACAAGGCCGUCGCGGAAUUAAACAGCACCAAGUUCCGCACUUCGAUCAUGACCGUCGCACUGUCAACACCCGUCAUUUACAAGCGCGCCGCCGCCGUGUCUGGUGAGCGCAACUCGGCCUCACCGGUGCCGAGUCGUGACCAUGGGGGUGACGAGACGAUGGAAGACGCGAACGGCGACUCAUCAAAGUCGCAAGCGCGGGAGGAAGUCGCCGCGCGGAGCAUUGCCCUGCUCGACAUCCCUGAUACGGUAAACGAUGCACGCGUCAAGGAAAUUGUCGGCAAGAUCGCCGGCUUCACAGGUCUUGUUCUGCAGCCGAGCCACGGCGGCGCGAGUGUUGAGUUUGAAGACGCAGCGAGCGCGGGACGCGCCGCGAUGCAGCUAGACGGAUACCUUCUCGACGGCCGAAAACUCCGGACCGGCUCCGUCGACGAGCUUCGGCACGCCAAGGGCGAGAUGCGGACGGACAAGAUUGUCUACGGUGGCGGCGGCGCCAAAAAGGACUUCGCCAAGGCGUCCGCGGGUAGCCGUAAGCCCUCGUUCGCGCCAUCGACCGUCAGACGGCCCGUCCUCGGCAAGGGCGGCGCAAAGCGCGGUCUCGGAUUCGUGGCGAGCAAGGGAGCCGCGCCGAUUAAGGCGAACGGCGCCGCUGUGUCUGCACCGCCGACGGAAAAAGGAGACGCGCCGCCAAAGCCGAUGAAGAGCAACGCUGAGUUUAAAGCCAUGUUCCUGGGCGGAGGCAGCAUCUCCUCGACGACCAAUGGAAAGGAAGAUGAGGACGCCAAGAAGAAAGAGUGA
Verticillium alfalfae VaMs.102 is the source of this 3078-nucleotide messenger RNA. RefSeq lists its product as hypothetical. Lineage: Eukaryota; Fungi; Ascomycota; Sordariomycetes; Glomerellales; Plectosphaerellaceae. The coding region runs from base 1 to 3078 and encodes 1025 amino acids. The transcript has 3 exons. The record is from RefSeq and is a predicted model, not a curated record. Gene Ontology annotation, cellular component: cytosol. Gene Ontology annotation, molecular function: protein binding; mRNA binding.